GUCGAUCGCUCUGAGAACUUAUAUGGCCCAUACUAUCAUAUGUGGCAAAGGGCAAUUCGUAUGGCUUUGAAAACCAAACACAAGAUUGGAUUUAUCGAUGGAUCCAUCCCAAUGCCUGAUGUGGGAGAUCAAAAUUUUGGGUUAUGGGAUGCAUCAAAUAUACUGGUUUUAUAUUGGAUUCUUAAUUCAAUUGCUACGAAAAUUAGACGUAGUGUUAUGCAACAUGAAAAUGCUAGAGUUCUUUGGGAGGAAUUGAAGAAGCAUUUUGGUCUUCCUAAUGCAAUUAAGUUGGCAAACUUGGAAGAUCAGAUUACAACCUGUAAGCAGGGUUCCUUGGACAUUACCCAAUACUAUACUGCAUUCAAGGGAUUGUGGGAAGAGAACCUUCAAUUCAAUACCAUUGUUGAGUGUGAUUGUGUCCCUCAAAGAACUCGACCAUGUGCAGCUGUAGAGGCCUUCAAGCAGAAACAAGAGGUUGAAUAUCUGAUUCGUUUCCUGAAAGGGUUCAGGCCAGAGUAUGAUGUUUUCCAUACACAGAUGUUAAUGAGGAAGCCACUCCCAAUGUGAACAAUGCAUUUGAUUUGCUCCAACAUGAACAAAAAAUCAAAGGUGACAAAUGUGGAGUGACUAGAGGUGUUCAGACAGUUGCUCUAGUUGUGUUAGGCAACUCAGGGAAUAAGCAUAAACUUGUAGAAGGAUCACAUGGCAAGAAAUUCCGUAGGCACUGCAAAAAGGAGAACUACAACAUUAUAGAUUGUUAUUGGCUCAAGAGGAAAAGGCCAGAAUGGCAGGAGGAAAUGUGUUAGUAGCUGUUUCCCAAAGUGAUUCCUACACUGACAAUGACACAACCAGUUUAGACACCAAAAUGAGCAUUGACACCAAGACCUCCAAUACAAGUUUUGGCUUGUCAUAUGAGGAUAUGAACAAGCUCAAGUUCCUGCUCAACUCAGUCUCUCCUUCUUCUAGUCCUUCUCCACCUACAUCACCAUCACUGAAUCAUCAUGCAUUUUCUGUGGCACAACAUAUUCCUCACUUUCCUAAUUUUACUCGUAAGUAUAUUCUUUCUCCCUACUUACAACAUCAAACAAAUGCUCUCAUGGGAAUAUGGAUACUUGAUACUGGGGCUUCAUAUCACAUAGCCUGCAGCCUAGAUCUUUUCAUUGAGUCUACUCCAGCGCAUAACCAAUUUGUGUUCUUGCCUAAUGGGACUAAAGUUGUUGUUAGUCAUGUGGAAGAGUCAAACUACCUUCUGAUCUGAUCCUUGAUAAUGUCCUCCUAGUGUCUAGUUUUUCCUUUAAUCUAGUGUUUGUUAGCAAACUCACAAAUAACCUACCUAUUUCCUUAUACUUUGAAUUUGAUUCUUGCCAAAUUCAAGACCUCAUGACCCAUAGCAGGACUGGUUUGGCACAACAGAUUAGAGGCCUCUAUCAAUUAAAUUGAAGGACUUCACAACCUUAUUCGACUCACUUCCAAGCAACAACCACCUACAAUUUCACCCCACAAAACAUUGAACUAUGGCACUGGAGGCUAUGACAUUUUCACAAAGAGAAAGAAAAACUCUUAGUUCCAUGUAAUAGGACCUCAGUUUGAGACUUGUCAUUAUGCCAAACAAAAAUGGCUACCUUUCUCUGUUAGUUCUUCUUAUGCACAGAAUGCUUUUGCAUUGAUUCAUGUGGAUAUAUGGGGUCAUAUUGUUGUUAAAUCCCAUGAGGGUUACUCUUAUUUCCUCACCAUAGUCGAUGACUACUCUAUACGUGUUUGGACUUAUCUGAUGAAGUAAAAAUCCGAGGCCAAUAAGUUAUUAGUCUCUUUUUUGUGUGAUGAUUGCCAAACAUGUCAUAGUUAUCAGAAGUGACCAAGGGGUUGAGUUCCACAUGGCUGAAUUCUAUGCCACACAGGGUAUUGAGUAUCAACUAUCCUGUGUUGAAACACCUGAGCAAAAUGCUAGGGUUCAAAGGAAACAACAACACAUUCCCAAUGUGGCUCAUUUACUUAGAUUUCAAUAAGGUGUCCCUUAGAAUUCUGGAGUGAUUGUAUUCUUCAUACUAUGUAUCUCAUAAAUCGUAUUCCCACUUUUGUGCUUGGAAAUAAGUCAACUUAUGAACUUCUUUAUCACCAACCCCUAGUCUAUCUGGCCUACGAGUGUUUGGUUGCCUUUGUUAUGCUACCACACUCCAUUGAGACAACCAAAUUUGACAGUAGAGCCAAACAAUGCAUCUUCCAUGGUUUCCCUUCUGGCAUCAAGGGCUAUAAACUGUGUGAUCUUAA
Messenger RNA from Linum trigynum, 2268 nucleotides. Lineage: Eukaryota; Viridiplantae; Streptophyta; Magnoliopsida; Malpighiales; Linaceae. The record is from the annotation of a GenBank genome assembly.